This is a messenger RNA of Humulus lupulus (European hop), 1439 nucleotides long. RefSeq names its product WAT1-related protein At2g39510-like. Lineage: Eukaryota; Viridiplantae; Streptophyta; Magnoliopsida; Rosales; Cannabaceae. The transcript is spliced from 7 exons. Bases 152 to 1255 code for a protein of 367 amino acids. The record is from RefSeq and is a predicted model, not a curated record. Gene Ontology annotation, cellular component: plasma membrane. Gene Ontology annotation, molecular function: transmembrane transporter activity.
CUAUCUAGCUAGGUAUAGGCAUAUAUAUAUAUAUAGCUUGUGAAGAAGAAGAAAAAACUAUAUAUAUAUAUACAUAGUUAUCAGAUAAUUGAUAUAUAUAUAUAUAUAUACUAGAAUUUUUUUUUUUUUUUAGAAAGAUCUGAAAUCAAAAAUGGUAGAGAAGAAAGGUAGUAGUAGUAGUAAUAAUGUUGGGAGUAUUUGGAAAAAGUUCAAACCACACGUGCUGAUGAUUUCAACUCAAUUAGGUUACACAUUUCUCUACUUCAUCACAGAAGCCUCUUUCAACAAUGGUAUGAACCCUCAUGUCUACAUAACUUAUCGACACAUCGUAGCUGGGGUGUUCAUCUUUCCUUUUGCCUAUUUUCUCGAGAGAAAACAAAGGCCAAAGCUAACAUUCUCUCUUUUUGUAGAGAUAUUUAUUCUCUCUCUCUUGGGGAUUGGUUUGACACUGAACACAUAUUUCGCUAGCUUGAAAUACACAUCUCCUACCUUUGUUGCCUCAAUGGUCAACACCAUUGCCUCCCUUACUUUUGUAAUUGCUGUUGUUCUCAGAUUAGAGAUAAUUAAUCUUCGAAAUCCGAGGGGUGUAGCCAAAGUUCUUGGAACCUUGAUCUCAUUAGCUGGUGUGAUGACCAUGACAUUGUACAAGGGACCAAUUGUGAGAAAUCUAUGGCAUCCUUUAAUCCAAAUCCAAGGAAGCAAUGGCCCACAUGAGCACUGGUUAAAGGGUUCACUUCUCACUGUCUCAAGCUGCAUCACUUGGUCAAUUUGGUACAUAAUGCAGGCAUACACAUUGAAAAGAUACCCUGCACAACUGUCUUUGACCACGUGGAUGAGCAUGAUUGGUGGAGCACAAUCAGCUGUGUUCACAGUGUUUGUGCAACAUAAACCUGCUGCUUGGACUAUUGGAUUUGAUAUUGACUUGUGGUCUGUGCUCUAUGGAGGAGUAAUUUGCUCAGGUGCAAUAAUAUUUAUUCAACUGUGGUGCACAGAAGAAAAAGGACCAGUUUUUGUGACCAUGUUUAAUCCAGUUGGUACAAUAUUGGUGGCCGUUUUAGCUUACUUUGUCCUUGGGGAAACACUUUACACCGGCAGCAUACUAGGAGCACUUGUUGUGAUGGCUGGGCUAUAUCUGCUGCUAUGGGGGAAAGAUGGAGAUGAAAAGGUUGACUUAAUAAUGUCAGAAGAGUCAAAUGAUGACUAUGCACCCAAAACAAAGGACAAUAAUGUAAUAUUACAUAUUGUUGAACCUUGACCAACACACUUGUUUUAUCAUAAUAAAUAACAACCCUAGCUAGCUCAUCUUGUACAACAUCGAAUAUAUUCUAUAUCACCAUCAAUAUGUCUUGUAUUUGUUGAUAUAUAUAUAUAUAUAUAUAUAUAUGUGUGUGUGUGUCUUAUAUAUAGAGAUCAUGAGAUCGAUCACUUUGGCUCAAAGA